ACACCCGCCCUCUCUCCUCUCUCUCUCGGAAUAUUCGAGACAAGUAGAAAAAUUAAUUAAAAAGAAGAGGAAAAGGAGGGAGAAAAAUUGAGUCCCGUAAGGCUAGGGUUCACAAUUCCACUGCCGCUUGAUCCAUACUUGAUUCUCCGGGUUUCUGAUCGAGGUUCACUACUAGUAUAAUGGGAGGGGGCGACGUGGCCAAUGAAGGAGGCGAUUCAUGCAACGCCGUUACGGAAGAGGUGACGGUGAACAUCCGUUGCUCGAACGGCUCGAAAUUCGCUGUUCAGGUGAAAUUGAACUCGAAAGUUGAAUUUUUCAAGUCAAUCCUUGCUGAGAAAUGUGAAAUCCCCCUUCAGCAACAGCGUCUGAUCUACAAAGGCCGCAUCUUGAAGGACGAUCAGACCCUUCAAAGCUACGGUCUGGAGGCCGAUCACACUGUCCACUUGGUUCGAGGUUUUGCAACAGCUGCGCCUGCAGAUAGUGCAGCUACAACUGGUGCUGGGGCUCGAAGUGCUAAUCCAGUUUCAACCACGGAUGGUGGCUCUAAUCAAGGUGGAUCACUUGGAGGAUCUGGUUCUGGGUCUUCAUUGUUUCCUGGACUCGGCCUCAAUGGUCUAGGAAACAGCAAUGGUUUAUUUGGAAUUGCACUUCCUGAGAUGGAACAGAUGCAGCAACAGUUAACUCAAAACCCCAACAUGAUUAGAGAGCUUUUAAAUAUGCCUCUAGUUCAGAAUUUAAUGAAUGAUCCUGAAACCAUUCGUAACUUUAUUGUGAACAAUCCUCAAAUGCGUGAGGUCAUGGAUCGUAACCCGGAGCUCGCACACAUACUUAAUGAUCCCGCGACCCUACGUCAGACAAUGGAGGCAGCACGGAACCCUGAAAUAAUGCGUGAGAUGAUGCGCAACACUGACAGGGCAAUGAGCAAUAUUGAAUCUUCUCCUGAGGGUUUUAACAUGCUGAGAAGAAUGUAUGAGAAUGUGCAAGAACCCUUCCUUAAUGCAACAACCAUGACAGGUGACAAUAGUUCUGACUUGGGAUCAAAUCCAUUUGCGGCUCUGUUGGGAGCUCAAGGUGGGGCCCCCCGAAGAGAGAACUCCACCAGUACCACGACUCCUGGACCUGAAAGUACAACCAAUUCCCCUGCUCCAAAUACAAAUCCACUUCCCAAUCCUUGGGUCUCUACUGGAACUGGAAGAACGCAGACAAACUCAGGUGUGAGGUCCAACCCUACUGGUGAGGUGAGGCCUGUGUCACCUGGUGGCUUGGGUGGACCUGGUUUUCCAGGUUUUGAGCAAAUGCUGGGUUCUGUACCAGAUCUCACCUCUUUUAAUCAGUUAAUGCAAAAUCCCACCAUUUCUCAGAUGAUGCGUAAUCUCUUAUCUAAUCCUCAGUACAUGAAUCAGAUACUUGGCCUCAAUCCGCAGCUGCAGAGCAUGCUUGAUUCCAAUCCUCAGCUUAGAGAUAUGAUGCAAAAUCCUGAUUUUAUUCGUCAAUUGACUUCUCCUGAGACAAUGCAGCAACUUCUGAAUUUUCACCAAGCUCUGUCAUCUCAACUUCGUAACCAGACAUCUCGAGAACCAGGACAAAAUGCUGGUGGAACAGCUGGAACAGCCAAUGUCGGAUUGGAUAUGUUGAUGAACAUGUUUGGUGGACUUGGGGCUGUUGGUGGCACCACAACUCCAAACAGAUCUCAAGCGCCCCCUGAAGAAUUAUAUGCCGCACAACUCUCUCAGUUACAGGAAAUGGGCUUCUUUGAUACCCAAGAAAACAUCCGAGCACUGAUCGCCACUGCAGGAAACAUCCAUGCUGCUGUGGAGCGACUUCUGGGAAAUCCUGGCCAGUAGAGUGAAGUUAAUAUCUCCUGGGUUUACAUGGCUACACUGGUUUGGGGACGGAUUUUGGCGUCAUUGGUAUUAUGGGAUCAAAGAACUUGAAUAUAUAUGAGGUUGUUGAAACGCUUCCCAAUGCUCCUCCCUGCCCAGGACUAAAAAGGAAAAGAAAAUAUAUAAGAACGAGAUCAUGUAAAUAUAGUGUGAACUACAAUAUACACUCCCAUUUUCCAUAAUCCUCUUUCUCGUACAUUUAUAUGGCCGAGAUCCUAAGCGUAGUAUCUAUUAUGACUGGUUCAAGGUGUGUAUUCUGGAGGCCAGCUGAUUCAAGUAUUGUCACUAUUUGUUAGGUUCUCACUUAAUCAGAACGAAUGCAAUUUAUUUAGGAAGUACAGGCGUUGUUCCCGAGCAACCUUGAGAACUUCAGAAAAUAUGCCGAUUCCACCACAAGUCCGUAAGAGUUUAUUUAAGUUUGAUGUUCUCCAUUGAAGUUCUUUAGCAUUUUGAAUCAUUUCUUGUGCGAGUAAAUUAUUUCAUUUCUUC
Molecule: messenger RNA, 2372 nt
Organism: Sesamum indicum (sesame)
Lineage: Eukaryota; Viridiplantae; Streptophyta; Magnoliopsida; Lamiales; Pedaliaceae
Product: ubiquitin domain-containing protein DSK2b
Biological process (GO): ubiquitin-dependent protein catabolic process
Cellular component (GO): cytosol
Molecular function (GO): polyubiquitin modification-dependent protein binding
Source: RefSeq, a predicted model, not a curated record